Molecule: messenger RNA, 4680 nt
Organism: Tachyglossus aculeatus (Australian echidna)
Lineage: Eukaryota; Metazoa; Chordata; Mammalia; Monotremata; Tachyglossidae
Gene: KIF24
Product: kinesin family member 24
Exons: 13
Coding region: 156-4322 (1388 amino acids)
Biological process (GO): microtubule-based movement
Molecular function (GO): microtubule motor activity; microtubule binding; ATP binding
Source: RefSeq, a predicted model, not a curated record
CCGGGCCCGUCCUGUCCCCGCCGGCCGCCCUCCAUCCAUCGCCCGGCUCGGCCCGGCUUCCGGUUCGGACGGGGUCGGAAGAGGAGGAGGAAGAGGAGGAGAAGAAGAGGAGGGAGGAGGCCGAGGCAGGGGUUCCUAUCAAAGUCCUCACAGCAAUGGCAUCCUGUUUGUACGAGUGUCUUUGUGAGGCAGAACUUGAGCAGUAUUACCCCCAUUUCACUGCCGCGGGGUUCCAGAAGAUAGAUGAACUGGCCAAGAUCACGAUGAAAGACUACACCAAGUUGGGAGUCCGCAGCAUGAGUGACCGCCACCGCCUCUUCCAGCUCAUUAAAAUCAUCCAAAUCACGCAAGAGGAAGACCAAGCGGCCAGCGGUUCCAAACACCGCCUUCAGGCACGGAGCCGCCAUCCCCUUCAACCUCAGGAUCCCAGGCCGGGGCCCCGGAGACAGCUGCACUUCGAUUCUCCCGUCGACAGAAGGGACGGAACGGUAGGAAACUGGGGAUUCGAACCAUGCUGCUCGGCGGGUUUCCCUGCCGACGAACGUGAGCCGGACCCGGUCGAAAUGCUAGAGAACGUUCUUCCAGGGGACAGACCAUUCCAGCCCAAGUGGAAAAUCCCCACAGCUGCCCCUGACGAUCCCUGUAUACCGCGAGAAAUCAACACUUCAGCGGACGAUCUUGCUCCGUACUGGGGGGACGGCAGACUUCCCAUCGUCCAAAGAGUCACUCACGGGUCAGGGUAUAACUACGGAGUGCCUCAUUCUUGUUUCAGACACAGCACUUCGGAGCAAGGGAACCUUUGGACCGAGACGGAGAAGAUCCGGGUGUGUGUCCGAAAACGCCCCCUUGGUCUGAGGGAGGAGCGCCGUGGAGAAGUGAACAUUAUCACAGUGGAAGAUCAAGAAACUCUCCUCGUCCAUGAGAAGAAGGAGGCUGUUGAUCUCACACAGUAUAUCCUGCAGCAUGUUUUUUAUUUUGAUGAAGUCUUUGGUGAGGCGUGUACCAAUCAGGAUGUAUACAUGAAGACCACUCACCCACUCAUUCAGCACAUUUUUAACGGAGGAAAUGCCACCUGCUUUGCAUAUGGACAGACAGGGGCAGGCAAAACUUAUACUAUGAUUGGCACUCAUCAAAACCCAGGACUGUAUGCUCUCGCUGCUAAAGACAUCUUCGGGCAACUCGAGGCGUCCCGGCCCAGGAGAGACCUGCAUGUUUGGGUCAGUUUUUAUGAGAUCUAUUGCGGACAGCUGUACGACCUGCUCAAUGGAAGAAAAAGACUUUUCGCCAGAGAAGAUAGUAAGCACAUUGUACAAAUAGUGGAGCUGCGGGAGCUUCGAGUGGAUAAUGUGGACCUGCUCUUAGAGGUGAUUUUGAAAGGCGGCAAGGAACGAAGCACUGGAGCCACGGGGGUAAACUCGGAUUCCUCCCGUUCUCACGCUGUCAUCCAAAUUCAGAUUAAAGAUUCGGCCAAGAGAACUCUUGGGAGGAUAUCAUUUAUUGAUUUGGCUGGAAGCGAGAGAGCCUCAGACGCUAAGGAUUCAGACAAGCAAACCAAAAUGGAAGGAGCAGAAAUAAACCAAAGUCUUCUGGCUCUAAAGGAAUGCAUCCGUGCGCUGGAUCAAGAACAUGCCCACACCCCCUUUCGGCAAAGCAAAUUAACUCAGGUCCUGAAGGAUUCUUUCAUUGGCAAUUCUAAGACCUGCAUGAUCGCCAAUAUUUCCCCAAGCCAUAUAGCUACUGAGCAUACCCUAAACACUCUACGCUACGCAGACAGGGUGAAAGAACUCAAGAAAGGGAUGAAGUGCUACCCACUGAUGACCAGCCAGAGCCAUAGGGCCGGACACCUGUCUCCAAAGCGUAACCAAUGCUCUUCUUCGGGCCUGCCGGGAGAGAAGAGUUCCCCCAAGAAAGUGAGGCUGGGACGGCAGUCACCUCUCCCACAGGGUUUUAGCCCAGCCAGGCCCAAGGCCUACCCUUUAGCUUUCCACCCGGCUAACAUCCCGCUGUCUUCUACCCCCAAGGUAGCUAGCAAAGGGAAGUCCUCCAGAGCCAGCCCGAGCCACGUCUGGCUCGCCCGCACCAGCCCCGUGAAAGGAACGAUAAGGGUCGGCUCCUCAGGGAAGAAGAAGGUGGGAGAGGGGGCUUUGGGCUCGGAGAAAGCUCCCCGACGCCCAGCUGAAGCGCCGGGGAACAGAGAGGUUGGCCAGAGUCAGGACGGGAGGCGGGGUAAGAAGGUCCAGACCGUGCAGCCGUUGCAAAAGCAACUCGUGGCCCGAAAGGAGCUUUCUCUCGGGGAGGUCCGCCCGGCGGAGAAGGGCGGCCAUGAAGGCGGAAACCGGGCGGCUCGGCCGAGCGCCGGAGGCCGGACUGGGCUCCCUCUCCGCCAGAAAGAGAGGGAGGCCCAUCUGCGCUCCUACCAUCGGCAGUUUCAGCAGCCGCCCCUUUUCUGUCAGAAGUUGAAAUCCCAGCCCCCGGAGUGGCUUCUGUGCCAGUACAGACUGCAGGAAGGCGACGGCCCAUCUCCUCCCCGUUCCCAGCCGCAGGACGGCACCCACCUGGAAGACCUGGACGACAGCGAUUUCAGCGACGAUUCCUUCACGCACGGCAGCCCCGGCACAUGUAGCCAGCCUUCCUUCUUCCUUCACCAGAGCGGAGACCGGGGGGCCACGGGACGGCCGGCUGGAGGCGGGGACGCCCUGCUUUUUCGUCUUGGGACCGGCCCGCGAGACAGCGGUCCGGACUCCGGCUGGGAUUGCCUCGGCGGGUCAUCCCGGGCCCGGGCAGAGGAGCCUAACGGAGACCGCGGCAGGCGGUCUCCCUCCGACUGGAGCCCAGGAGCAGGCCCGGUCUCUCCGGCCACCUCUCCCAACAGCCGGUGCGCCGAGAGGCCUCGCUGCUCUCAGGGCGGUCUCGGGUGCGGUUGGAAAAAUGGCUCUGGCAUCUCGGUUCAUCCCGAAUGGUUCACCCGUCCCUCUCCCGCCCUGCCUGACGCCCACUCUGCGUCUCCGGAACGGGAGGUCUCCGGCUUGUCGCCGUCCCCCCUUGCCGACCCAGCGUCUCCAGACAUCCCCAGGGAAAGGGAAGGCCACAGUGAAGACCUGGCCCCUCUCACGGGGGCCGUGCUGAGGGAAAGCCAGAGCGACGGAGGAGGGUCGUACAGGGGAUCGGGCUCCUCGGUGGAAUUCACUUCUGGGCCGGUGGCCCCCCUCACCGCAUCCCUCCUCGAGAGUACAGAAGGCGAAGUGUCCGGCGAGACCUUUCCCGAGCCGGGGCAAGAUACUCCCGUGACGGGGAAAGGGGUGUCCGAUGGGAGAAUCCGGAGAUGCGGCGGGGAGGCCCGGCCCCUCCUCGGGAAGAAAGGUCCGGCCACAGAGAUGGUGGCUGAGCCAACCCGACCCUGUGGGAGGAGAGCGGGCCCUCAGAUGGAAGAGUCAUGGUUUUCGCUGUCAUGUAGUGCAAACGGCCCGGGUUGCAGAUGGGGCAGUUCGCCUCCGGUGCCCGUCGGUCAGGGCCCAGCUGGAGAUCUGCCCGGCAGGGAUGAGCAAGAGGACUUGGUUUUCGGAACCGUGACGGGCAGAGGCUCCUUGAGCGGCCGGUGGUACGACGCGGAUUCCGAAGAGACUCCCGAGAUCAGGGGCCCGAGCUCCCCCGAAAAGCCUCACCCGAUGGUGGAAGGUCCGGCGGGCAGUCUGGGACCCGCCGCUCAGCUAAUGCCUGCGGGGCUGCACGCCCCUCUCCCAAAUCCAGGGCCUGCCCCAUUCCCAGCCCACCUCCCAACCCGAGAGAGCCCACCUUGGGCGGACCCCCCUCGCCAGGACCCGAGCUGGGCAGCGGGACCCUCUAGCUUGUCUCUUAGCGGCGAAGACGUCGGGCAACUCCAACAGCAGCGGAUCGGAAGUGUCCUCACGCGGGCUGGCUUCAAACUGGCCACUCAGGCUGGCUGCAAGUCAACUUCCCAGGCCCUCUCUGCCGAGCACGUGGGACUUUUGGCUCGCCAGCCUACUUCGGGGCACCCAUCUGGGGCCAGCGGCCAAGCCGGGACCUCUCCGGCGGGGGACUGGCCUGAAGGAGACCUGGAACGAGCCCGGAAGGUGGUCAUCGGAGCCCACCGAGAGCAGCUGGAUGAGAUGGCCCUGCUGGGUUCCAAGGAGGAGAGUCUGCUGAACCGAAUGGCGAUGGCGGACUUUCAGGACUUUGUGGCCCAGCUGGACGAGAUCAUGGCCCGGAAAUCCAAGUGCAUCCAGAGCCUGAGGACCCAACUGGGACGGUACCUGGCCCGCCCACCGCCGGCCCCGGCCCCCGAGAGAGCCCCGGCCUCUUAGGAAAACGGGGCAGAGUCGGGCUCCAACGGGGCAGGGGCUAGGGGAGGUGCUGCCAGGCCAGCUUUUUGGACCGUUUCUCGCCUGCAGAUGUUUUGAUCCCCAGAGAACCCUGAGCGUAAGUAAAUGGGAGAGCCAGCUCCUCCUCAGAACCACUCGGAGUCUAUCGUGACUUUCCCUCAGCACUGCACCCCUGUGCCCUGGCUCCAGCCAGGGACCCCGCCCAGACCCCUUCCAGGCACCGUCCACCCGUUGCCCAGCUGCCCAUCGCCCAGAUUAGGUCGGGCUUGGGAGGAAGAAUGAGAAACGAGGAGUGCCAGGCCCGGAGGGAGAAAGUGGCUGAGGACGGGGCCGUGGCGGG